Brienomyrus brachyistius is the source of this 1384-nucleotide messenger RNA. It is a transcript of the gene polr1c, whose product is annotated as RNA polymerase I and III subunit C. NCBI's taxonomy places the organism in Eukaryota, Metazoa, Chordata, Actinopteri, Osteoglossiformes, Mormyridae. Gene Ontology annotation, cellular component: RNA polymerase III complex; RNA polymerase I complex. The transcript is spliced from 9 exons. Gene Ontology annotation, molecular function: DNA binding; protein dimerization activity. The coding region runs from base 64 to 1107 and encodes 347 amino acids. Gene Ontology annotation, biological process: DNA-templated transcription. The record is from RefSeq and is a predicted model, not a curated record.
UGUAGUGUCCGGACACACGUGCAUCGACACGUGAGCAUUACGUCACACCGGCGAUGCAGAAAGAUGGCGGCGCCUAUGAGCAACGUGGAAGAGCUACGAAAUAGAGUCAUUUUGAACGAAUUUGGCGUUAGAAAUGUCCACACCACAGACUUCCCUGGUAAUUAUCCAGGUUAUGUUGACUCCUGGAACCUGAAGAAGUUUCAAAAGAAGUUCAGAAUCGAUAUCAUCCAGAUGGACGAAAACUCUAUGGAGUUUGAUAUGGUAGGGAUAGACGCUGCCAUCGCCAAUGCUUUUAGACGCAUAUUACUGGCAGAGGUUCCCACAAUGGCUGUGGAGAAAGUAUUUGUCUACAACAACACAUCGAUCAUUCAGGAUGAGAUUCUGGCUCACAGACUAGGUCUGGUGCCCAUUAAAACCGACCCGCGACUGUUCGAGUACCGAAAUGCAGAUGAUGAAGAAGGCACAGAGAUCGACACAAUUCAGCUUCAGCUGAAGGUGAAAUGUACCAGGAACCCGAGGGCCCCCAGGGACUCUUCUGACCCCAGAGAGCUGUAUAUUAACCAUAUGGUGUACUCUAGAGACAUUAAGUGGGUCCCUAUAGGAAACCAGGCUGAUGUGUUUGGGGAAGCCAUCAUCGCUCCAGUGCACAACGACAUUCUCCUAGCACAGCUGCGGCCGGGACAGGAGCUGGACAUUGUCAUGCACUGUGUGAAGGGCAUUGGUAAGGACCAUGCCAAGUUCUCCCCGGUUGCCACAGCCAGUUAUAGGCUUCUUCCAGAGAUCACCCUUACAGAGCCAGUGGAAGGGGAGAAAGCAGAGAGACUGAAAUCCUGCUUUUCCCCUGGAGUCAUUGAGGUGGAGAAUGUCGAAGGUACACCAGUCGCCAGGGUGGUGAACAGCCGUUUGGACACGUGCAGCCGGGAGGUCCUCCGGCACGAUGACCUGAAGAACGUGGUGAAGCUGGGAAGAGUCCGGGAUCAUUUUAUCUUUUCAGUGGAAUCCACGGGUAUCCUGGCUCCGGAUGUUCUGGUCUGUGAAGCUAUUAAUGUCCUCAUGGCAAAGUGUCGGAAGUUCCUUCAUGAGCUGGAUGCUGCAGAGAUGGAAUGAUGAGCAGGAGGGGCAAUGGACAAGCCCCUCCCUGAAAUUCUGGGGAAGUUUCUGGAUGUGAAGUUCCCAUGGUGACAGGUAGUGCCCCUAUCGGCACAGAUGGAUUUUCAGUUACCUUUUUGCAAAAAUUUGUUUGUUUUUGCCUUUUGCUAUGGAAAUAGAUGUAACUGUAAUUGAGAAAAUGAGUUUAUUUCAUGGAAGAAGGACAUUGUACUACAUUUCUGAAGUGUGUGUAUAUGUACAUUGGUUUAUUUUGUAAUAAAUCUUUAUAGGAUCA